GUAGUGAUUCGAAGAUGUCCGUUGGCCUAUGUCGUGAGCCUCUUGAUUCCUAGCAUCUUCCUGAUGCUCGUAGACCUGGGAAGUUUCUACUUGCCCCCCAACUGCCGUGCAAGAAUUGUGUUCAAGACCAAUGUGCUGGUGGGCUAUACAGUCUUCAAGGUCAACAUGUCUGAUGAGGUGCCAAGAAGCGCAGGGUGCACGUCUCUGAUUGGGGUCUUCUUUACCGUCUGCAUGGCCCUCCUGGUUCUCAGUUUGUCCAAAUCCAUCUUGUUGAUCAAAUUCCUCUAUGAGGAGUGGCACAGUGGGCAAGAACAGCCUCUUAUGUGCCUUCGAGGGGACUCCGAUGCCAAUGAGUCUAGAUCGUACCUCAGGGCUCCAAGUGCUGAGGCCACAGAGUCCCCGGUCGGUCAGGAACACCAGAUCCCAUCAGAUACUCUGAAGAAUUUCUGGUUCCAGCUCCAAACCAUCAACAAGUCUCUCCGAACUCGGGAUCAGGUUUACCAGAGGGAGGUGGAAUGGCUCGCCAUCCUGUACCACUUUGAUCAGCUGCUCUUCCGAAUCUACCUUGCCGUGCUGGGGCUCUAUACUGUCACCUUAUGCUCUCUCUGGGCACUGUGGAGCAGGAUGUGA
Grammomys surdaster is the source of this 630-nucleotide messenger RNA. RefSeq names its product 5-hydroxytryptamine receptor 3B. Gene Ontology annotation, cellular component: membrane. The transcript is spliced from 3 exons. The annotation marks the transcript as partial. Lineage: Eukaryota; Metazoa; Chordata; Mammalia; Rodentia; Muridae. Gene Ontology annotation, biological process: monoatomic ion transport. The record is from RefSeq and is a predicted model, not a curated record.